CUCUCUGAGUGCACCACAUCUUGUCAAAGCAAAAGCCAUGGCAACCACCAUCUUCCAAACCAAAAACUCACUCUCUAUGGUUCUCCCCAUCUUCCUCUUACUGUUGAGCAAGGCAUACUCAGAAGAAAUCACCUCUUUCUCCUUCACCAAAUUCGAACCCAAGCAACCCAACCUAAGGUUCCAAGGCGACGCCGUAGUGAACCCAGAAGGAAAGUUACAACUGACCAAAGUGGACGAAAACAGCAUCCCAAAACAGGACUCUCUCGGCCGCGUCCUCUACACUGCCCCUAUCCACCUUUGGGACAAACGCACAGGCAACGUGGCAAGCAUCGUCACUUCCUUCUCCGUAGUCAUCAAAGCACAAGAAAAAACCACCACCGCCGAAGGCCUUGCCUUUUUUCUGGCAGCACCCAACACGCAACCUGGAAAGGGUGGAGGACUGCUUGGUCUUUUCAACAGCGACGGCUACAACAGGUCCAACCAGGUUGUCGCUGUUGAGUUCGACACUUACUCUAAUGACUGGGAUCCCAAAACACGACACAUUGGAAUCGAUGUCAACAACAUUAAGUCCGUCAAAACAGCGUCGUGGGGUCUGGCCAAUGGUCAAGUGGCUGAAAUCCUCAUUACCUAUAAUCCUUCCACCAAGCUCUUGGUUGCAUCGUUGAUUCAUCCUUCGCGUAGGACCAGUUACAUCGUGUCGGAGAUUGUGGACUUGCCCAAUGCUCUUCCUGAGUGGGUCAGAGUUGGGUUCACUGCCACCACUGGGUUUGAUGACGGUUACGCUGAAACGCAUGACGUGCUUUCUUGGUCUUUUGUUUCCAAGUUGCCUGAUGGUAGCAGUGAUGCUUUGGUGAAUGAUGCCGAUCUUGCCAGCCAUGUGUUGCAUGGUUCCGUUUAAUUUGAAAGGUGACGGAAGAAGAGUAGAAUAAUAAGACCUGUAACAAUGGUUAUUAUGGUGUUGUAGAAACGGUCCUGGCGCAGCGCGCCUUUCAAGUCUUGUAGUCACUUUUUAAUUUUAAUGACUUUCUGUCCUAAC
Molecule: messenger RNA, 1036 nt
Organism: Abrus precatorius (Indian licorice)
Lineage: Eukaryota; Viridiplantae; Streptophyta; Magnoliopsida; Fabales; Fabaceae
Product: seed lectin subunit I-like
Exons: 1
Coding region: 38-898 (286 amino acids)
Molecular function (GO): carbohydrate binding
Source: RefSeq, a predicted model, not a curated record